ACCACAUAACUUGCUCAACUAUGCGUUUAUACAUGAGUCCGUCAGAUUACUUGCCAGUAAGAGUCCAGUGCUGGCUACGAAAGCUUGCUACUUUAACUUGUGUCAGUUUUAAUUCGGUCAUAUCUAUAAUUAUACAAUACCACUUUUCCAGUAAAAAUUUAAUUUCUAAGCAAAAAUCAUUUAUUGUACUACGUAAAGUUUAUUUAGGUCACUCCUUGUAUACUACAUAAAUAUGAUUCGAGAAUAUUAACUUGAUUCCCAUCAAUUACAAUAGAUUUCUUAUCUUAGGCCACAUGGGAAAUGAAGACCUCACCUUCCGAAAAGUUCUCAGUGCUUCUCUCUCGAUUCGAUUCCUGUACUCUACAGUAGCCGAGUUGGACAUCGAGAAAUUUUCAACGUGGAUCAAGAAUGCCGUGAAGAAGAGUCCGAUUACCCCCGGGGCCUACUCCAUUCUUGACGAUGCGAUGAAUCGUAGCUGCGUCGCCACAGAAUUGACCCACAGGUUGAAGGAUUGCCCUUUGAAGGCUGUGAAAAAGAAGCCCUGGAGACUCGGCCAGCUUGCCGCUGCUCUGCAACCGCCGCUUGCCGACCCGCUGGACUUGCGACUCAUGAUGUCCCUGUUUGAUUUGUCUGAAUGCCAGAAGCACUGGGAACGUCGUGCUGUCGUCCUUGUCAACGUUCCGGGACGCGAGCAGCCUGUUGAGGUUCCCAGGAAACUUGCAACUCAUCUCCUCAUGUCCUUGCUCAUCUCUCGCGCCUACAGUGCCAACGCAAGCCCGGAUUUGCUUUGCCGCAGAGACCAGGAUCUUGCGUCUGGACACGACGUCUCUUGCCGCCGACUGAAGAACGUCAUCAAAAUGCGGAAAAUUGUGCAGUCGAUGUUUGACAGCGUUUACGCAGACAACUUGCAGGCAGCUCAGGCGACGGCCGAGGAGUUCGAUGGAGAGUGGAGCACUGCCAUCGCUGAUAAUGUUUUGAUUCAGAGACUAAACGAUUCCGUGCUUGGCAACGCCUUCGCCGACGCCUAUGCAAUCCUGCAGGACAAAAUCGGGGGAAGAGGCGCGCGUAUGUUCCGAUUCCUCCUUCGGCUGAAACUGACAAAAUUUCUUAGCUGGUACAUUCAGAGACUCAUCACCAAAUUGGCCACGGCUUCUCGGUCUGAAGAUGCCGCUGCCGCUUUGUCUCCUGGGGGUCCCUUUCCCGUGGAAGUAUUGGACACAACGGCGACAGCUGAUGCUGCUCACCUCGCGUGCGGUGGUUUCGAGAACUGGGUGCAAGAUUUUGGCAAGGAACUUACCGCCCUAGUUCUGAAGCGACUCGCGCCAAGCAGAAGAAGGGGCACUGCUUUCCUCGAGCGAGAAAGCUCCGUUGAGACGGAACCGGCAGCAGAGGCAGCCGAGGCCGAGGGCUCAGACAGCGAAACGGCUGUCGGUUCUCCCGCUGCGACGCCCAGUUCGUUUCUCGGUGUCCGAGAAGGGCAAUCAGAGCCAUCUGGGGCGGAACCUCCGGAAUCCACCAGAAUACCCAUCACCAAUUUUCUGGGAUCCGGAAUCAUCGGUGCAGACAAGGUCAUUUUCUCCUCCAGGAUUCGGCGUUCGAUUGCCGACCUUGUGACGGUUCUCGUUUCCACCACGCUCGCCGCAGAUGCCACGCUGCAUUUAUGGUUCCCUGCCACCUUGAACUCUCAGCCGUAUACAACCGGAGAAAAGCCCUCUGAUCAAUAACGUUGAGGGCCGCGUUUCGCCUGGGUUCAGGAAGCAUCUUCCGCGAGUUCUCGCCCCCAUGCAUUCGCUCGGGCACACUCCGUGGUCCCGUGAGCACGCGACUGCAGAGCCGGGGAGUUUGUCAAAUCGGCAUCGAAUGUUCUCUUCUCGCAUUUGUGAACAGUGCCACAUUUUCCAGAGUCUGACUCACGGGACAGCAGCGGCUUGCGUUAAGCUGAUCGUGACCUCGAUGGGGUUAUCAGAGGAGUCAGUUUGUGGCAACAGGGAAUCAAUGUUGCAUGUGGCAGCUCCACAACACGUGCUGGGUGGAACGUCAUGUGAAAGAAUUGGGACUUUCUCCAGGGAAAGAUCGAAACCUCAAUCUUUUUAUGUGAUCUGAUCGCGAUACAAGUGUCGCAUCGGCCCACGACAGCGGCGCACUUCUUGGCCGUACCCUUGUCAGGCCCCAUCAGACUGAGAUUUAUG
Messenger RNA from Toxoplasma gondii ME49, 2189 nucleotides. RefSeq lists its product as hypothetical. The transcript is spliced from 3 exons. Bases 294 to 1724 code for a protein of 476 amino acids. The record is from RefSeq and is a predicted model, not a curated record. Lineage: Eukaryota; Apicomplexa; Conoidasida; Eucoccidiorida; Sarcocystidae.